AUGACACCUGAGGUCCUGGAGCAGCACAACCUGACCGAAGCCGAAUACGACCGCAUUCUGUCGAUCCUGGGCCGUCCGCCCAACCUGACGGAACUGGGGAUCUUCAGUGUCAUGUGGAGCGAACACUGCAGUUACAAGAGUUCCAAGCUCCAUUUGAAGCGGUUGCCGACUCAGGGCCCCCAGGUGCUGCAGGGACCCGGCGAGAACGCCGGGAUCGUCGAUAUCGGGGACGGCUACGCGGUGGCCUUCAAGAUAGAGUCCCACAACCACCCCAGCUUCGUAGAACCCUACCAGGGAGCGGCCACCGGCGUCGGGGGGAUUUUGCGCGACAUCUUUACCAUGGGCGCCCGUCCCAUUGCCGCCAUGAACUCCUUGCGCUUCGGGCCGCCCGACCAGCCCCGAAACCGGCGCAUCAUGGAGGGCGUCGUGGCCGGAAUCGCCGGAUACGGCAACUGUUUCGGGGUGCCUACCGUGGGUGGGGAAGUUGUGUUUGGGGAAUGUUACUCCCAAAACCCCCUGGUCAAUGCCUUUGCCCUGGGGCUGUUCCGGAAGGAUCGGAUCUUUUACGGGAAAGCCGUGGGAAUCGGGAAUCCGGUGCUCUACGUCGGUUCCAAAACCGGUAGGGACGGGAUUCAUGGGGCCACCAUGGCUUCGGCCGAGUUCGAUGAAGCCUCGGAGAGCAAGCGCCCCAAUGUGCAAGUCGGCGAUCCCUUUCUGGAGAAACUGUUGCUGGAAGCCUGCCUGGAGUCGAUGAAGACGGGCGCCGUGGUGGGUAUCCAGGACAUGGGGGCCGCCGGACUGACCUGUUCCACCUGUGAGAUGGGGGGGCGGGCGGACACCGGGAUUGAGAUCGAUCUGGCGAAGGUGCCUCAGCGCGAGCAGGGCAUGACUCCCUAUGAGAUCAUGCUGAGCGAAUCCCAGGAGAGGAUGCUUCUGGUGGCGGAACGGGGGAGGGAAGAGGAGAUUCUCCGGAUCUUCCGAAAGUGGGAGAUCGACGCCGUCACGAUUGGAAAGGUCACCCGGGACGGGAUGCUCCGCAUCCUGGACCGGGGAAAGAAAGUGGCCGAAAUACCCAAUCGAGCCUUGACCGAUGAGGCCCCCGUUUACCGGCGACCGGUGGCGGCCCCCGCGCCGCCCUCGCCGGAGCCGGCCCCGCCGUCCGGGUCCCUGUCCCUGGAUUGGGGCAAGGUCCUGGAAUGCUUUCUGGGUUCUCCCAACCUGAGCUCCCGGGAGUGGGUCUAUCGCCAAUACGACCACAUGGUGCGGACCAAUACGGUUCAGGCUCCCGGCGCCGACGCGGCGGUGGUUCGAGUCAAGAACACCCGGAAGGCCCUGGCCAUGAGCCUGGAUGGCAACGGCCGUUACUGCCGUCAGGACCCUCGGGUGGGAGCCCAGUUGUCGGUGGCCGAGAGCUGCCGCAACCUCGUCUGUGCCGGAGCCCGUCCCCUGGCGGCCACCAACUGCCUGAAUCUGGGCAAUCCGGAAAAGCCCGAAAUCAUGUGGCAAGUGACCCAGGUGGUUGAAGGGAUCGCCGAAGCCUGCCGCGCCCUGGAAACUCCCAUCACCGGCGGAAACGUCAGCUUGUACAACGAGACGCUGGGGGAGGGUAUCGACCCCACUCCCGUCAUUGGAAUGGUGGGGUUGAUCGAGCCGCUUUCUCGCCUUCGGGGCUCCUGGUUUCUCCAGGAGGGCCAUCGGAUCGUCUUGCUGGGUCCGCUGGUUGGCCAGCCGACGAGCUAUUCGAGCGCUGUGCGCCGCAACCUGGCGAAGCUGCGGCGCUUGCAGGAAACGGGCGGAGAUGUCUAUACCCGGUGGGUCCGUGCGCUUCCCUGUCCGCCCCUGGACCUGGACCUGGAGGUUCGCGUUCAGAGGACCUGCCGGGAGGGCAUCGAGAACGGCUUGAUUCUCUCCGCUCACGACUGUUCGGAGGGGGGAUUGGCAGUGGCCCUGGCGGAGAUGGGCUUUUCCCGCUUUGGCGGCAGGACUCUGGGGGCUGAGAUCCGGUUGCCCGCGGCCGAAGAGGUGGGAGAGGUGUUGUUCGCAGAAUAUCCCUCCCGGAUUCUGGUCACUGUUGAGACGGAAAACCUGGCAGCCCUUGAGAGGAUUGCGGCGCUCCAGGGCGUGCCGGUGACUUUUCUGGGACAGGUGGUUCCGGAAGUGUUGAGCCUGCGUAGCACAGAUUCCACCGUCAUCGAGAAAUCGAUGGUCUCCCUGGAGGAGACCUGGAGGAAUUGUCUGGGAGGUUUGUUCGCCGAUCCAUUAUAA
This is a messenger RNA of Geodia barretti, 2265 nucleotides long. The record is from the annotation of a GenBank genome assembly. NCBI's taxonomy places the organism in Eukaryota, Metazoa, Porifera, Demospongiae, Tetractinellida, Geodiidae.